Messenger RNA from Mauremys mutica (yellowpond turtle), 3381 nucleotides. Its product is annotated as E3 ubiquitin-protein ligase TRIM7-like. Gene Ontology annotation, molecular function: zinc ion binding. The transcript has 14 exons. The record is from RefSeq and is a predicted model, not a curated record. The coding region runs from base 138 to 1820 and encodes 560 amino acids. Lineage: Eukaryota; Metazoa; Chordata; Testudines; Geoemydidae.
CAGUGCAAACCUGCUUGAGGCACCGCACAAGAGCUAUGUAUUGAGGCAGGCCGUGCAGCUCACAGCUUGUGCUCUUCUAAGCUUGCAGCCAUGGCAAAGGAUUUGGGAGCAGUUAACAAUUCUGUGUGGCAGCCAUCAUGUCAGAUAUACACCCUGUUCAGGAGCUCCGGGAUGAGCUGGCUUGUCCCAUCUGCCUGGAGUCCUUUAAAGACCCAGUGAUUCUAGAAUGUGGGCACAAUUACUGCCAAGCCUGUAUCACUGACUGCUGGGGGGCAGCAGGCACAGGAGUUUGCCCCCAGUGCAGGAAAUCUCUCCCUGAGGUGGAGCUGAGGCCUAACAAGCAGCUGGAGGCAGUGGUGAACAUAGCAAGAGGCCUAGAUGGAAAAUGCAAGAAACAUGAAGAAGUUUUCAAACUCUUCUGCAAGCAGGACCGGAUCCUCCUCUGCAGGGUUUGCAGAGAGUCUCGAGAACACAAAACUCACCGAGUCAUUCCCAUUGAGGCAGCUGCAGAGGAGUGUAAGGAGCAGCUUCUGAGUCAUCAGAAUCAUUUUCAACGUGUGAGAAAGGAGCGAGGGAGACGGGCAGCUGCUGAAGAAGGGAAAUAUCAAACUCUACUGAAACAGACAGAACACCAGAAGCAGGAGAUUGUGUCUGAAUUCAAGCAAGUGCACCAGGUUGAGCAACUCGUGCGGAACCACCUGGAAGGCACAAUACAGGACCUUGGGAAGACAAGGAAUAAAAAUACUAAGGGGCUAUUACUUCUCGAUAACCUGUUGGCUGAGAUAAAUCAGAAGUGCCAGCAGCCAGACAUUGAACUCCUCAAGGACAUUGACAGCACCUUAAGCAGGUGUGAGCAGGUGAAAGGUGAAGAGGAGGCGCCUGUUGAUUCUUUGACUGAACUGGAGAGCAGGGUGCAGGCUCUCUCUGAAAGCCAGAAAGUUCUACGUGAUCUGCUGAAGCAUUUCAGAGAAUUGGCUCUGGAAUUGGGUCUUCUUGAAAACAUCUCGUCUGAGGUUCAGAGACAAGUGAGUGGUGAAGACCCAACGGAGGAGGUGCCCAACAACCCUAAAGAAGAGGACACUUCUGUUUGCUUGCUGGAGUGUCAGGAUAGCGAAUCCAACUCAGACAGUUGUGAGGAACAAGAAGUUGUCCCUACUGGCAAACAGAAUAAUUCAACUGACUCCAUAAAUGUUGAGGCAGAGGAAGCCAUAGUGUCUGAUCCUGUUCCAGACACCUCAUUCAUUAACAACAGUGUUGGCUUAAAUCUGCUUCACAAUGAGCAUGUGGUAUGUCGUCACGCAGGUCUCUGGUUUGAUUCCAAGUUCAGGAGACGUGGUGCAUGGAAAACCGUAGCUGCAGUUCUACUUGCGGUUAUCCUUAUCCCAGUGAUUGCUUGGUCAGUGUUGAAGGCCAGUGUGACUCCUACAGACAGUCCUGCCACCUGCUGCCCUGAAAAGUGGAUUGGGUACCAAGGAAAAUGUUACCUUUUCUCUGCGGAUGAAGCAGACUGGACCUCGAGCCAACAUUUCUGCUCUACCCCUGGUGCCUCCUUGGCUUGGCUAGACACCCUACAGGAAAAGGAUUUCUUGAUGCGACACAAGGGCUAUCUUGAUGCCUGGAUUGGUCUAAGAAGGGAACCGGGCCAGCCCUGGAAGUGGCCAAAUGGCUCAGUAUUCAAUGACCUGUUUCAAAUAGGAGAAGGAGGAGAAUGUGCCUUUAUGUACAAAAACACUGUCAGCAGUUCAAGGUGCUACACACAGAGGAACUGGAUCUGUAGCAAACCUGAUGAGUUUGCAAAGAGAUUACUUAAGAACUAUUAACCUGUGCCGUUUUGAUUUUGCUGCUUCUUGAGGUACCAAGAAAGGCUUCAUGGGUUUUUUUCCCCCUGUGUGGUUUGUCACUUUAGAAACAUUGGGAAAUAUGCUGUUAAAUCUUGUCUCCCCAGUGUAAAGCUGGUGAAAAUGAGAAGAGAAUCAGUCCUGAGACUUCUUGCCCUUUAUACAAAGACCAGUCUGAAUCAGAAAUUUGGAAACCUAACUCUAUACUCCACUUUGACCUGAUAUACAAAGCUUUUAUGGAGAACUGCUUGAAAUGAUUUGUAUAUGAGCAGUAUUUUUUUCCAUUGAAAAAUGGCUAUUUUUCUACAUCAGAAAUUGUAAUCCAAAUUUUUUUAACUGGAAAAUGAAAAAUUUACAGGUGGUUUGGGGGAGUUUUUUUAGUUUAUUGUUUUUAAUUUCUCUCCUCCCCAUCAUCUUUUCUAUGUCUUGCCCCUAUUUAGUGACAAAGUGGAAGGUAAAACUGAAUUUCAAACCAAACAUUUUUCUAAAUUGAACUUUUUUGACAGAUUUUUAUCAAAAAUUUCAUAUAGAGAAACUUUCUAACUGGUCUUCCAUUUUUCACCCAGCUCUACUUUUGUGCUUGAUCUGUUUGAAGGGGGCACUGUUUAGCAAGGAAGAUAGCAGACAUGAAGGAAUUUGCUGGGGAGGAAGUCAGCAGGGUUGUGAGAGUCAUGGCAGAGGCAUUCAGUGGCAUGCAAAUGAGAAUGAAAUAACUGGAUGCAGGGGAGCUGGAACAGUGUGUAUAGUGGAGGUGCUGAGAGCCAUUGAACCAAACUGUGAACCUUGUAUAUAAUGGAAACCACUUCAAGCCAGGGACUGAAGUACCACUCCUAGUUCCAGGCCUAGGACUGGAUGUUGAGCAUAAUCCAGGGUCAGAAGUUAGUGUGCUGCCAUUUGGGUUGAGAGAAAGGAGUGGAGGAAUCAGUAACUAAAUGAAUGAUUAUGAGGAAAGAGAGAGAGGUUGGAGAGAGGCUGAAAGUAGUGGAGAUAUGGAAACUGAAAGAAAAGCCAAGUGGAGACACAGGUGGCAAGAAGCUGAUAUUAAAAUGAUGGUCAGAGAAGAGGAACUCAGAAGCCCAGGUCCACAGAGGUAUUUAGGCCCCUAACUUUGAUUGACUUCGGUAGGCCAGAGUGCUUAUUUGGUGAGUGAGAGAGUUGAUCUGGGGCUGAAGGUCAGGUGAAGAGGUGGGCGGUUAACAGGUCAGAGGAGAUGUCAGUGUGGGAGUCACCAAGGAUGAGGAUGGGAGACUGAAAGGAGAGGAAAAGGAGGCACAAAGUGUCAAAAUUAGAGAGGAAGGUCAAAGGUUGGUAGGAGUUGGAUGGAUGCCUAGAUAAGAUAGUAGGAAGUUUAAUGUUCUGUUUGGACCCAUUUUUUUUUCCACCAGCACCGACUGGUUUCCAUUCUGCUUCAGUGCAUUUCCCCUGCCCAACUUCCUUUCUUGUUUCCAGGGUUUGUAUUUUUUUGUUCGCAUUUUUCUUAGAUACAUGUUUAUAUACUGUUCCCAUGAUGACUGCUGUUUGCUGAUGUGCCCUAGGACCAAAU